Nicrophorus vespilloides is the source of this 4131-nucleotide messenger RNA. RefSeq names its product transcription factor SPT20 homolog (gene Spt20). Gene Ontology annotation, cellular component: SAGA complex. Gene Ontology annotation, biological process: regulation of transcription by RNA polymerase II. The record is from RefSeq and is a predicted model, not a curated record. Gene Ontology annotation, molecular function: transcription coregulator activity. The transcript is spliced from 10 exons. Lineage: Eukaryota; Metazoa; Arthropoda; Insecta; Coleoptera; Silphidae. Bases 822 to 3833 code for a protein of 1003 amino acids.
CAGCAUGUAUGUCUGUUUCAUGUUUCUGUCGCUAUCAUCGCACGCACAUGCAUUUAUGCAAAUGAGCACGUGCUUGUGGUUGCAUCCCAGAUGCGGGCAUGGCAUGGCACAAACGGCACGCCGUUCGUUGCGUUUGAAUGAAUGAUGCGACUAUGAUGGGAAGGAAAGAGGACUUCCUCGACGGAGAUGCUCAGGUUGUUGUCGUCCUCUCGAUUAACGAGCAGCAGGAGGAGGACUUUGACAGUUGUCGAGAGUGGUCACACGUGGUGGUUUAUUGCACCGUUAGAGGGCCUAAAAAUGUGUGCCCAGUAUGUUUAUAAAGUCGGCCCUUGAAGUUAUUUAUUUAUUUAUUACGGGGACGCACGUGAUCGUACGGCGGCCGGAGCCACGAAGGAGUCCCCCAAGAGGAAGGAGCAGAGCUGGAGGAAGGUGCAGGAGGUACGCGCAGACGAGGAAAACCGAUAAUCGUAAGAGGUACACCAGUCAGAGGGAGAGCGACGAAGACGGAACGAGACGAUACGACGGUGCGACGAAGACGGAACGAGACGGACGAGAGAAGAAGCAGCAACAAUAAUAAUAAUAGUUAUUAUCGUGGUGGUCAGGAGGAGUGAGAGAGACAGAGAGAGAGCCGUGCGAGGGGGUUGCCCGAAAUUCGCCCCUAUGGACGGUACAAGGAUCGUCCUGCCGGACCCGAGCCCCACGUCGCAUGGACCCCACACUAUAUUCCACAAUAGACCUGCAGGAAAAUAAGGAAUUUUCAAUUGGAAUAGAUGCACUGCAUACGAGGAGGGUCUGGAUGUUAAUUCGAAGAGACUCUAAUUAUGCAAAGCCUGGAGGCGGCAUGUGAGGAGGGUGAAGCUAGCACAUCGUCAUCCUGCCAAUGUGAUCAAAAAAAUAGUGCUGUUAAUUUAAAAAUGAAUAUGGUGUGCACACACUCGCGAUCGUUUAAAAAGGCAAAAACCGCUCGUACUACCUCCCUGCCACUGCAGCCCAGCCAGGACUCUGUGCCAACGUCGAAUAUUCCUCCACCGAAGCCUCAAUUUUGUAUACACACAAAGCUGUUAGAGUUACAUUUAGAAGAGUGUGCCAAUGACCCAAAUGCACUGAAAACUGGAUUGAAACGGAAUUCGCAUCUAUUGGAAAAGCUGGUAGCGAGAGAAAGACUGAAUACAUUAGUUCUAAACUUAUAUCCAGGUAAUAAAGGUUACUCGCUGUCGUUUCCGAUCGGACCGAACAUACAGCUGAGCGCGGAGAUGUGCAGCGGGGAGCCGGACACUGCCGACACGAUACAAACAAAACUAUGGCCUUAUGAAGAUGAGGAGCUGCUCAGGUACAUUGACAAUGAGGAACUGCCGGUGUUCUUCAUCGACCUUCUGCUGCCGAACUACGGCUUCCUCUUUUACAAUGGCUGCAUCAUUGCGGAAGUGCGUGACUAUCGGCAGGCGUAUCCCGCCUGCAAAUGUGAUAUACACCACGUGCUUCUUAAACCGACACUCCAGAGCAUAUAUGCUGAUAUUAACGAGAUUACUGACGAUAAAGUGGAAUGGGGCGCGGAAGAGAAGCUGCAGCUGGAGAGUCAAAUUCUUCUAGCGAGAAACCCGCAACUCUGUUUGGACCCGAAGAGCACGAUAGCGUACGCAGCGACCAAGUUCAAUCACAAUAAGCAACUGUUGAACACGAAGCCACUGCGACGGGCGGCAAAGAGAUACUCGCAGGUUGUGGUGAACAGGAAGAAGAGGCUUGUGCCGCACACACACAGGCCCGGCCUCGAACUGUACGACUUCCUGACGAGGACGCGCGGCAGGCUGAAACCGCCGAAGGCGAGAAAGCUGUUGCAGCACGAAGAGAUCCGUCCCGCCCCGGUGCCGUCACUGGAACUGCCCCCUCUGAAUCCGCCCACGCAGGGCGUUCACAUCCCCGCCGAUCGACUGGCCAUGGAACAGAAGCCCUUUGACGAGAAUAAUGUCGUCAGCGAUUGCUCGCCUAGGUUGGACGAGGUGUUCACCAUAGAGCAGGACAACUACACGAAAGAGAAGGAUAAGCAGAUUCGUCGGAUAUAUGUGAUAAAGAUUUCGAUUCUGCAGCGGCCUUCUAACGAGGAAUAUCUGGGCGAACUGUACGUGGACCCCGAUUACAAAGAGGGAGAGCGGAACGGCGUGGCGUGCACCUUCCCGCUGGGCACGCGCGUCCACGUCGAGAGAUACCUGCAGCAGAUCUUGGAAAUUAUCACCGAAGGUGGUAGGAAAAUCGUGCGCGUGCAUUACGUGAAGAUGGGGAAUCAACAGAAUUCGCACGUGUGCUGCACUGCGUAUCCGUGGGAAUCGAUCCGAGGUCUUCCCAUACCGUUCUACAGUCCCACGCUGAAUGGUACCGUUAACUCCGUGAGCAUGCUGCAUCAGCAACAUCAUCAACAGCAGCAACAACAACAACACCACCACCCACAGCAACAGCAACCACACCAAAGCACGCAUCAUCAUGUGAACAUGCAAAACUCUUCGGUUCCUCUUCUGCAAGCACAAUUGCAAUCGAACAACGCUCAAGUGAAGACAGCGGCGCAAACUCAAAACGAAGAAAUAAAUGCGCUAGCUACAAUUCUCAUGAAUUCUUCACAGCAAUUCCAGGCGGCGGCUGCCAAACAACAGCAGGCUAAGUUGGCUGCGGCGCAGGCGGCGGCAGCGGCGGCGGCGGCUGCUGCAGCGAAUAAUAGUAACAAUGCUGCGAUCAUAAACCUGUUGAAUAGUUCGCCGGCGAGCAGUGUGAACAGUGAGGCGAGUGCGGUUGUUGUGAACGCCAUAAACAAUAUGCUGCCGCAGCACGUGCAGACUAUCAACCAGAAACUGCUUGGCAGGAAGAUUACGUUGUCGAAUGUACCGAACGCGCGAGUGAUAAACCAUGGGAAUCUUAUUGCAGUGAACAACAAUAGCAGGGUGAGCCUGUCGGAACUGAAUGCGCUUCAGCAGCAGCAGCAGUCGUCGCAGCAGCAACAACAACAACCUCAGACAAUCACCUUGACGACAGCAAACAACGCCAACUUUGCGCAUGCCAUCUACUCGACGGUGCCGGUGAAGCAGCAGCAGCAGCAACAGGUGGGCGGUGGGCGUGUCAUAGGGGACGGCGGCAAAUCGGCUCUGUCCGCGUUGCUGGUUGGGACUCCUGCCGCCGAUCGACCGGACAUCAUUGGGCCAAACACGAAUUCUCUGCUGCUGGAGAAGCUGGCGGGUGCUAGCGCGAGCCCCAACCACGCCCAGAGCCCGCCCCAAUUUAUCUCCGGUUUGCAGAACGUGCAGGUGCAACUGCCCGGCUUCUCGCAACCUAUCUCUCUAUCCCUGAACGUCUCCUCUACGGGCAACAUGGCCGGUCAUCAUCCCACAAGUCUUCUGGUCUCUGUGCCGGUGACAACAAGUACCUCCACGUUGACGACGGCCAGUCAACAGCCGCAGCCCAACAACGUUGCUUCCGCCUGCUCCUCGCUCACGCCCACCGUAGUCUUUGGAUCCGGUAACAUAGCUCAAUUAGUUUCGUCGGGCGUGAAGGGUCUCACGCAACAGGGGAUCCGAAGCGUGUCGGCGUCCGGGGGCGGCGCAUCGGUUGGAUCGUCGGCAGCGGCGGGCGUGGCCAUCGCACAGGGCGCUCAGUCUUUCCAGAUAAAGGCGGCGCCCGUGCAACGGCCUCGAGUGCAGCAGCAGGCCGCGGCUGGCGGCGGCGGCGGCGUCGUCCAACAGAACAUCGCCGCCGCCAGAACGAUCCAACGGACGCCGAUCACGAUAAAGAUGGCUGCCGCACCGCAGCCCACCCAAUUCACCGAUCUUCAAUUGCACUUCGACAGGACAUGAUGUCUGCAUGAGUACGCUACGUACGAAAUAUUUGAAACGCAGAAGAAACAGCAACGGUACCAACGAUUAUUAAGUCAGCAACUUGUGCAAAGAAGAUAAUAAUAAUAAUGUAGAAACGAAGAAACAGGAACAGCUUGCUGAGAGAACUCAAACAAUGCGAAAUAAUAUUAACUAUGUACAUUUUUUUUUUACUAUAUUUUUUUAUUGUUGUUUAUUUCCUCUUCUCCUCCGUUCAUGUAAUGCUAGUCCUAGUGAUUAUUUGUUUUUUGUAAUAAUUUUAUUUCUUACACACACACAC